AUGUCCAACAACGAAAACCCGAAAGCGUACCCGCUCGCGGACGCGCAAUUAACCAUCAGCAUCCUCGACAUCGUCCAACAGGCGAACAACUACAAGCAACUGAAAAAAGGCGCCAACGAAGCGACGAAGACCUUGAACAGAGGCAUUUGCGAGUUUAUCGUUCUGGCGGCGGAUACGGAACCGCUGGAGAUUUUGUUACACUUACCUUUAUUGGCGGAGGAUAAGAACGUGCCGUACGUUUUCGUGCCGAGUAAACAGGCGCUCGGGAGAGCGUGCGGGGUUUCCAGACCGGUGAUUUCCGCCUCGGUCACGACGAACGAAGGGAGUCAGUUGAAAACCAGCAUCGAGAGUUUGAAGCAAAACAUCGAGAAGCUGCUGAUUUAG
Molecule: messenger RNA, 384 nt
Organism: Bathycoccus prasinos
Lineage: Eukaryota; Viridiplantae; Chlorophyta; Mamiellophyceae; Mamiellales; Bathycoccaceae
Product: NHP2-like protein 1
Exons: 1
Coding region: 1-384 (127 amino acids)
Biological process (GO): mRNA splicing, via spliceosome; maturation of SSU-rRNA; ribosome biogenesis
Cellular component (GO): precatalytic spliceosome; box C/D methylation guide snoRNP complex; small-subunit processome
Molecular function (GO): RNA binding
Source: RefSeq, a predicted model, not a curated record